Danaus chrysippus (African queen) is the source of this 840-nucleotide messenger RNA. NCBI's taxonomy places the organism in Eukaryota, Metazoa, Arthropoda, Insecta, Lepidoptera, Nymphalidae. The record is from the annotation of a GenBank genome assembly.
AUGUUGACAAUAAAAGAUAUGGUUUUUUUUACAAUAUACACAUCGGGUUUCGGUAUUACAGCCGGCGUCCACAGGCUAUGGUCGCACAGAGCGUACAAAGCCAAUCUUCCUUUAAGAAUUUUACUCGCUCUACUAUUCACUGUCACUGGACAGCGCGAUAUUUAUACAUGGGCCUUGGAUCAUCGGGUUCACCAUAAGUACACAGAAACAGUGGCGGAUCCUCACGACGUUAGACGUGGGUUCUGGUUUGCUCACGUCGGCUGGCUGGUACUAACACCUCACCCCGCUGUUGAAGAUCGAAGGAUCUCAUUGAGAAAGACAUCGUUGGACUUGCUCGCCGAUCCAGUUGUUAGUUGGCAGAAAAUAUUAUUUAUUCCAUUAUUUGUACUACUGAAUGUCUUCCUACCGGUCGCUAUUCCUGUUUAUUUUUGGCAAGAGAGCUACAUCAACAGUUUCGUGUUGAGCUUCGUUACGAGAUUCACAAUCACACUGAAUAUUGCCUACAGCGUGAACAGUUUCGCUCACAUGUGGGGAAAUAAACCUUACGACAGAUUCAUAAAGUCUGUGGAGAACAAAAUAGUCAGUUUGGCAGCAUUGGGCGAGGGAUGGCACAAUUACCACCACGUCUUCCCCUGGGACUACCGGGCUUCGGAACUAGGAAUGAUUAAUAUUUCAACAGCCUUCAUAGAUGCGUUUGCAAAAAUUGGAUGGGCUUAUGAUCUUUUAUCAAUUCCAGUGAAAGUAGCUACGAAUGAGAUGAUAACGAACCGAGCGAGGCGGAAUGGUGAUGGAAGUCUACCACAUCUUGAAGAACCAGAUCCCAGUGUCUCAUCCGAAUAG